Molecule: messenger RNA, 192 nt
Organism: Plasmopara halstedii
Lineage: Eukaryota; Oomycota; Peronosporomycetes; Peronosporales; Peronosporaceae
Exons: 2
Coding region: 1-192 (63 amino acids)
Source: RefSeq, a predicted model, not a curated record
AUGGUUUCUCGACGAGAUUACGAGCACAUCCUGUGUCAUAUUUUGGGCUUACGAAAUUUGUAUGACGACCCGCUGUCGCGAGCCAUCUGGUUGCGAGGCGUUGUGUUGAAAGCAAAUAAUUCGCACACGCGUGGCGUUCGUCCAGUCAAAAGUGACUCAUACCAGGAUCAGACGCAAGUCAAACUUUUUUAG